AUGUCGUCUAAUAACUCCGACGACGAUCAAGAACAACCACAAGGAGGGAAGCAGAAUGACGAUCAAGACGAGCCGGUCAAGAGAAACCAAUUCGAUUUGACUAAGUAUGAACCUAAUGAAACUACUAUUGACUUGACUCACUCAAGAGCUGAUCAUAUCCCGGACUUCACUGGAUUUGAACAGUUAAAGGAAGCUUAUCUGAGAAAUAACUUGAUUACUGUUAUACCCAACAAUCGUUUCAAUCACACUUUAACUGAGCUUGACUUGUAUGAGAAUCAAAUCGAGAAAAUCGAAAAUCUGGAAAGUCUUGUUAAUCUAGAGAAGUUGGAUUUAACCUACAAUAGAAUAAGAAAAAUCGAAGGCUUGGACAAGUUGACGAAGCUAACUGAGCUUUACUUGGUCCACAACAAACUUACUGAAAUCCAGGGUCUUGAAAACUUGACCGAGCUAAAGCUGAUAGAGUUAGGAGACAACAGACUGAAGAAGAUUGAAAACAUCUCUCAUCUGGUAAAAUUGAAAGAACUCUACUUAGGUAAGAACAAGAUUCGCAAAAUUGAAGGACUUGAGACUCUUACAAACCUCGUUACACUUAGCAUUCCCGGUAAUCGUCUAGUUAAAAUCGAAAAUGUAGAGAAUCUCGUUAAUGUCGAGGAAAUCUAUCUCAGUGACCAAGGUAUCCAAGAAAUCACAGGGUUAUCAACUAUGUCCAAAAUGCGGAUAAUAGAUAUUUCCAUGAAUGAGAUCACAAGCUUGAAAGGCAUCGAGAACAACAAGUCCAUCACAGAUAUUUGGGCCAACAACAAUCGCGUCGCUGAUUGGAAGGAGGUUGAACCUCUCAAGGAUCUACCGGAGUUGGAUACAAUUUACUUGGAGCACAAUCCAAUCUAUACUAACGAUCUUAAUGGAUACAGAAGGAAAAUGAUUUUGACUCUCCCUCAAGUGAAGCAGAUCGAUGCCACCUUGUGUAGAUAA
Messenger RNA from Auanema sp. JU1783, 972 nucleotides. The record is from the annotation of a GenBank genome assembly. NCBI's taxonomy places the organism in Eukaryota, Metazoa, Nematoda, Chromadorea, Rhabditida, Rhabditidae.